Molecule: messenger RNA, 2511 nt
Organism: Talaromyces stipitatus ATCC 10500
Lineage: Eukaryota; Fungi; Ascomycota; Eurotiomycetes; Eurotiales; Trichocomaceae
Product: protein kinase, putative
Exons: 2
Coding region: 1-2511 (836 amino acids)
Biological process (GO): protein phosphorylation
Molecular function (GO): ATP binding; protein kinase activity
Source: RefSeq, a predicted model, not a curated record
AUGGCGGUCCCACGAACAUCUCAGUUUCUAGACCCAACAUCUGCCAUGGCGACACUUACCAAACAAAAGGCAGAGUCCAUCAAACUCGCAAGAGAGCAAGCUGCUGCAGUUCAUGAGAUGUGUCGACGUGCAAAAACCGAAGUGCCGCCAUACGAAUUCGAGGAACUCAUUGGUAAAGGUGCUUAUGGACGCGUCUACAAAGGUCGUCAACUACCUUCACGAGAUUUGGUAGCUAUCAAGGUCAUGGAUAUUGAUACAUUGGACUACAAGAUGAAUCGUGAUAUGAAGGAUGAAUCGAUCAAAGAUUUUAUCCACGAGAUCAAGGCCAUGAACCAGGCUAAGGAAGCUGGGGCACAGAAUAUCAACAAGCUCAUUGAAGCUAUUUCCAUUCAUUCUCAGUUGUGGGUGGUUUGCGAGUACUGCCCAGGAGGUAGUGUAAAGACAUUAAUGCGUGCAACGGGAGACAAGCUUGAAGAAAAGUUCAUCAUUCCCAUUGCUCGUGAACUUGCCAGCGGUCUUCGCGCAAUCCACGACGCAGGAAUUAUCCACCGUGAUGUGAAGGCUGCGAAUAUUCUCAUCCACGAAGAGGGUCGUUUGCAAAUUUGCGAUUUUGGCGUUGCUGGUAUUCUGCAAUCCAAGGUCGACAAACGAUCUACCUGGAUUGGUACUCCUCACUGGAUGCCUCCCGAGAUGUUCUCGACGCGUGGUGGCGAAGCGCAUCAAUACGGCAGCGAACUGGAUGUCUGGGCAUACGGUUGUACCCUAUACGAAUUUGCAACUGGUAACCCGCCCAAUGCUGGGCUCCGAGAACGCAUGCAGAUUGGACGUUCUCUAGGACGCAGCACUCCCAAACUUGAAGGCGAUCAAUAUAGCCAGGAACUUAAGAACAUCGUCGCUUUCAGCUUGAACUCAGAUCCCGCCACACGCCCGACCAUGGCUAUCAUUCUCAAUCACCCUUACAUUGCAGGUUCUGAGGCUGACUAUCCAACCAAGUCCUUAAGCGAGCUGGUACGAAACUACUAUCAGUGGUCUCAGCGCGGCGGCCAACGCAUGUCUCUUUUCCAUCCCGGUGGCGCUGCUGCUGCUGAAUUCCCAGAUAGUUCCUCGAUUGAAGAAGACUGGAACUUCAGUACCACCGAUGGAUUUGAACGUCGCUACUCUGUGCUCGACUUGGACCAGCUUUCUGCCUCUCUUGCCGAGCUCGCUGGAGAUGAGCCUUCUUUCCCGCAGAAUCCUGAGCCUUCUAUGGAUGAUAUGGCUAUUAGCGAAAUGACCCCGAUUGAAAAGGCGAACUUUGACGAGCGCGUGAAACGAGGUGCUGCGGCCAUGGAAGGUCUUUUUGAUGAUCAGAAACCUACGUACAAAUACGAAACGAAGAACGACUUCAUCCCGAUCGAAGAAAAGCAAACACCGUCGGACUUGCCACUUCGUACUACUACCGAUCGCUCGUCCGUCACCUCGACGUUCAUUGACAUUAACUUGGGCUCUUUUGAUUCUGCUCACUAUGCUGCUGGCACUGCCUCCCAGUUCCAGCUCGCGGACGCUGAUACAAUACGUGCUAAUCGAUCAAGCUUACGCUCUGGACGCAACUCGGACGGUGAUCAAACACGCAACCGCUACAGUGAAGUUGAAAAUGCAAAUGAUAAUUUUCAAACCAGCGCACCCCGUCCGCCUACUAUGGACUGGAAGUUUCCCACUAUGGUUGUCCCUGAGGAUAGUGAGCCAGAAAUGUCACCUGCACACGUUCCAGAUCCUGAGCCAUUUAUUUCCCCAGCCGAGGAAAAGCGGGCUACUCGUGACUGGAAGUUUCCUGUUAUGACCGGCGCCACGAACGACGAGAUGCCUAUCCCAGAAAAGGACAAUAUUUACACGUACGACGAGACCCCAGCUCAUACUAUUCGUCCUUCGAAUGUGCAGACUCAUCAGUCUCACCUUUCCCAUCAAUCUCAACAAUCGACCCUUGACCUUAGCAUUGGCCACAUCAACAAUAAUCUGAGCGUUGAUGGUAUCGAUGUGGCAGCUAUUGCUCGUCCGUCGACAGCUGCAUCAACACUCAGCGACUACGACCCAUUCCGAUUUGACCGAAGCCCUGAUGGUUCUCAACGCACUCAUCACCGUAUGGCUUCCAAAGCACCCUCUUUACUCAGCAUUUCCAGCCUCGACGAAGGUCCUGGUCCGGAUCAUGAGGAUGAUGUAAUUGCUGAAGAUGGACCGGGGCCCGAUCACGAAGAUAUCCCUGAGCUUACCCCCAGCGCUACUACGGCUACGUCGAUGACUGCUCAAAUGGAACUCUCACAGAAUGGUCAACGAGCUGGUUCUUUGUCUUCAUCUCGCGAUAUGAGCCGCCCAACAAGUCAGACUCUGCAAUUCCCAGACGUUCGAUUCCCGAGUGCUGAGUCUUUAAUGGAGGGAGCAUCGGAAGAGGUUGUCACAGGAGAGUUGGAUCGUUUGAUUGAUGACUUCAUGCAAGCAUGUUAUACGACGAUUGAUAUAGUAGAGAAUAUAGAAUAA